AUGCUUGACUUGCACUCUGAAUCAGGGCAUCAAGACCCAGACAACAAUAAGUCAGACCAGUCACAAUCAGCUGGCUCAGUUACAGAGGGAGGUUUUGAAAGAUUCACCUCUUUCUUCAAAGGUAUAUCAGGUGUCAACAGGGAGGAUGAAGAGGCGAAGGAGAAUAAUGAAUCACCAGAACACAGCAAAGCUAAUGAAGUAAAAAACAUAGUUAUUCUAGGAAAGAACUUUAACACGCAAAACGGUGCCAGCGAGUACAUGCGAUCCUUAUUAUGGUUUUCCUACAGAUGUGGUUUCAUUCCAAUUCCCAAGGCGUCCGACGGACCACAACCUGUCACGUUUUUUCCUUCUAUAUUGUUCAGCAAGCUGACACUAACCAAUGUUGGCAACCUAAGAAGCUUGUUGGAUAACGACAAUUUCUCAAGUGAUGCUGGUUGGGGUUGUAUGAUACGAACUUCACAGAAUUUGCUAGCAAAUGCAUUACUCAAAUUAUCAGGCAAACUAGAUGAGAGUACGCAGUUGGAGAUUCUCCAAUUAUUUCAAGAUGACCCUAGCUCCGCAUUUUCCAUCCAUAAUUUUAUACGGGUUGCUAGCAGUCUGUCAUUGCUGAUAAAGCCAGGCCAGUGGUUUGGUCCAAAUGCUGCUUCACUAUCGAUAAAGGAGCUUGCGUUAGAAGUAAAAGAUCGGAACUUGUCACACCAAGUGCCUUGCGUUUACAUUAGUGAAAAUGCCGAUCUAUACGACGAUGGGGUUGAGGAAUUAUUCAAUAAGGCGCUCACUCCACUUUUAUUAUUGUUUCCAGUUCGGUUAGGUAUUGAUCAAGUAAACAAAUAUUAUUACCAUAGUAUCCUACAACUACUAGCGUCAAAGUUCUCGGUAGGGAUUGCUGGAGGAAAGCCGUCUUCGAGCUUUUAUUUCAUAGGUUACGAAAACGAACAAGAUUUAAUUUAUUUUGAUCCACACUUGCCACAAGUUGCUGAAUCGCCAAUUAACCUUUCUAGCUACCAUACAGUAAACUACAGCAAACUCAAUGUUGGCCAAUUGGACCCAUCUAUGAUGAUUGGGAUACUCCUUGGCACUAUGAAUGACUAUAUAGAAUUCAAACUGGAAUGUACUGAAAACAAAAUCAUUCAUUUCCACCCAUUGAUUACCACCUCGCAUCAGGACUCAACACUAAAUCAAUCGUGGCAAGAGGUUCAAGAAGAUGACGAUUUUGUCAACUUAACUGUUCCUAAAAGCGAAGAAGAAUUUGUUGUUUUAGAUGAAUAG
Lodderomyces margitis is the source of this 1269-nucleotide messenger RNA. RefSeq names its product cysteine protease. The transcript has a single exon. The record is from RefSeq and is a predicted model, not a curated record. NCBI's taxonomy places the organism in Eukaryota, Fungi, Ascomycota, Pichiomycetes, Serinales, Debaryomycetaceae. Gene Ontology annotation, molecular function: protein-phosphatidylethanolamide deconjugating activity. Bases 1 to 1269 code for a protein of 422 amino acids.